This is a messenger RNA of Serpula lacrymans var. lacrymans S7.9, 2978 nucleotides long. RefSeq lists its product as uncharacterized. The record is from RefSeq and is a predicted model, not a curated record. NCBI's taxonomy places the organism in Eukaryota, Fungi, Basidiomycota, Agaricomycetes, Boletales, Serpulaceae. The coding region runs from base 351 to 2495 and encodes 714 amino acids. Gene Ontology annotation, cellular component: cytoplasm. The transcript is spliced from 5 exons.
AGCUGGGUAUUCCUUACAGACACCGUAGCAUCACUAUUCUCUUCUCUGGUUUGCUCUCACCUGCUGCAUUCGCAUAUCCUUCGUUUAGACCAGUUCUAUCCUAUUUUAUCGCUGCGGCGCCAGUCCGAGCUGUUCCUUGCUCUGUUUGCCUUUCUAUUGCAAUUGGAACAAGAGAUCAGUCAAAUUUAAAGGAGGGACACCUGUGUCACCUACUUUACAACAGUCAGUACGCUGAAAGGAGAAAACCAGACCAUAAAGCAAGUGAAUUGCUGGUUCCUGAGUCACACGACGUGUAAGCAGCGGUGGCCGUCUUCAACGGUUAUAUCUUUCGCAAACCUAUUACCGCCACGAUGCAGUACUCAAACAGUGCCCAACAACAUCCUUUCCCUGACGACUUUGACCGUAAAAAUCGUUUCCUUACUCCACCAAGCCCAGAUUCAGGCUCCGGAACACAUAGAGAGCGCGCUACCAGCCAGCCGCCCCGCAGUAACGGCCAGACCUUUCUCAGUUCUCCCUCGUCUCAGCACAUAAUCCCUACAAGCCUGGGAGGAGCUGGAGGAGCGCCCUGGUCAAACUCACGCAUGGCGUCCGGUCUCAAUCCAAACAGCCGUACGGCUUUACCCUCCUCUGUUCCCACACGUAGUUCUUCUUUCUCUGCAAACCAACAAACUCACUUUUCAUCUGCGAUGCGCGAAUCGCGCGCAUUUGCUUCCACCUUUGAGGACGACGAAUCUGAGGCCCUCUCCGACACGUAUGACGAGCGAUAUGUCCCGCCAUCGAUGUCUUCAAACAGAGGUAGACCUUAUGCCCCCGAUCUUGCUCGUAGCAGAUCACAGUCUUUAGCUACUACUACUCGCCCUGGACCCAUCGGAAGUCCGCUGCAGCCUCAAGGUCUUUGGCCUGAAUCUCCUUCUCUGUCUUCAAAUCCGCUCAAUAUCCCUGGCUCACGUUAUGGCGAGAUCAAGCCGCCUGGCAGCAGCCGGUAUGGUUCCCUUGGAACUCUGGGCAGGUCUCCUCUGAGUAACACUCUUGAUUCACCCAUUGGCAGUGCCAAUGGUUUUUCUAAUAGACAAACCAUCGACAUAUCAAAUAUGAGUCCGUUCGUGCGAGAUGUUGGUCAGAUCUUGUUGGAUGACGGUUCUGCAUUCCGCGAACUGUGGGCAGGCAUGCAUCCUCCUAGAGAUGAAAAUGGUGGUGGCGGUAGUGGUACCACUAGCAGGCGGCAUAGUGUUAGUGUAGUGCAACCGAGGAGGCCCACCAUAGUAGGAUUCAAUGCACCUGGUAAUGAUGACGAACCUAGUCGGCCCUCGCUGUUUCAAUCACAGCCGUUUGGUCGAGGUGGAUUGAUGUUGUCAGAUGACGAUCUUGCAGCUGAUCUCAAUAUGCUCAACUUGAGUGCGAAAGAAAAUGGCCCCGCAUCUUCGUCUCAUCCUCCUAGCCAGCCCUCUUCACUGCCUAUCUAUGCCCCGCUUUCCCGCAGUCCCCCCUCCUCGGAUCGCAUCUCCCCGUACCAAUCUAUCAAUCUCAGCAUACCCUCAGGCAACUCUUUUGCCUCUCGUCAGCACUACGGCUCUCCCAGUGAUAGCGGGUUAUCCGCUGGCGGAAGCCCGUCCCGAGGUCAUUUCGACCAGCAGGUUCCUGAAUCGUACUUCAAUUCUGGUGCAGGUGCUCAACAGACACAAUUGACUGCACGGUUCAUCCCCGGUCAGGGCAUUCAAUACCUGCCUCAGCAGGGUAAUGGAAUCACAGGCAUGACUCGCAAUGUUUCCAUUGGCGCGGGUUCUAUGGCCUCACCGAUCUCUCCGACUAGUGGACGAGCCAUACAUCCGCAGCAGGGCCCAUUUUACCCUCAGCAGAUUCAGCGACGUCCCUCGGAUGCAAACCCUGCUAAUAUCGCUGAUCUUGGUAAGGGCGUGCCGCUUUCUUCCGUGCCGGCUUCUUGGCCGUUGUACAUUGUCGAAUUUAAAGCUGGUCGCACUGACCUGUUUUACUUGACCGACCUGAGCCUAGACAUUAGAGUUGGUGACCUUGUGAUUGUAGAGGCGGACCGCGGAAAGGAUCUGGGUAAAGUUGUCAAUGAUAGUAUUACGUUAAAGGAAGUAGAAGCCUUCCAGAGGGAGCAAAGGGAGCGGAUUGGAUUCGGCGAUGGAGGUCCGAUGAGCCCUGGAGGAGCACAGGGAGGAGCUAGUGGUAAAAAGGAGAUCAAUCCCAAAAUGAUCUACGGAAAAGCGCAACCUCAUGAUACGCAGCACUUGGUUACUAAAAUACAAGAUGAAGUCAAGGCACUUCAGUUGUGUCAGAGUAAAGUUCGACAAAAGAAAUUGCCGAUGGAGGUUAUAGAUGCUGAGUAUCAGUGGGAUCGACGCAAAUUAACAUUUUACUUUAUCGCUGAGAAGCGAAUUGAUUUCCGAGAGCUUGUACGAGAACUAUUCCGACUAUACAAAACAAGGAUCUGGAUGGCCUCACUUCAAGGCUCUGGCGGAUACGAACAGUAGUCCCUCGAUCGAUGAACAUAAAGGAAGGAAACAAAAGAUUUUAUCAACACAGGCCAUUUAAUCUGACCUUACACGACCUAUCAUGCCUUUCCCGAUUCAUUUCGUCUUUAUCUAGAUAUGCAAUAUCCGUUCUGUGUUUGGGUUACAUUUACCACCUCUAGCACUGCCUAGAUUUCCCCACUUUCUCAUAAAUUCGUUGUGCUUGUACCUGUGAUUCCUGGUUACCGUGACAGCAAACCAUGCAUGCAUGAACUAUUAUUUCUAUUCUUUUUUACCGUUUUUGCAAUGUACGUUAAGAAUGUCUUCAGAUGGUCCAUAUCUUCACUCUUCUCUGUUUUUUUGUUUCGUUUUGUUCCUGCCGACACCUAAUAUUCAUCUAUAAAGAUAAAAGAGAGUCAUUUGACUAUGUGAUGUGCAUUUUUCGUACAUCCUGUAUUACUACUGUAUAUUCUCUGAAAUAUAGUACGCCCUUUAUGCAAUUUA